This is a messenger RNA of Emiliania huxleyi CCMP1516, 1122 nucleotides long. RefSeq lists its product as hypothetical. The record is from RefSeq and is a predicted model, not a curated record. The transcript is spliced from 3 exons. Bases 1 to 1122 code for a protein of 373 amino acids. Lineage: Eukaryota; Haptophyta; Isochrysidales; Noelaerhabdaceae. Gene Ontology annotation, molecular function: tRNA-guanosine(34) queuine transglycosylase activity.
AUGCAGCUGCCUCCGCCCGCGAGCAGCUUCCCGCCCUGGGCGCCGCGCGACUUUUUCCGCUUCGAGGUGCUGCACACCUCGCGCAAGCCCGGCUCGCGGGCGCGCGUCGGCCGGAUCCACACUCCGCACGGCGUGAUCGAGACGCCCUGCUUUGUGCCGGUGGGGACGAACGGGGCGCUCAAGGCGGUGGACGAGCGGCAGGGUCGCGAGGCGGGGACGCAGCUCAUGUUUUGCAACACCUACCACUUGCUCGUCCACCCCGGCCCGCGCGUGGUUGCUGGCGCGGGCGGGCUGCACCGCUUCAUGAACCACGAGGGCCCAAUUAUCACCGACUCGGGCGGCUUCCAGGUCUUCUCGCUCGGAGAGACGACGGAGGACGAUCGCGGCGCCGUCUUCCGCUCGUACCACGACGGCACCACCAUCGAGCCGACGCCAUGCCGACCUUCGUCGGUGGCGACGCAGAAGCAGCUCGCGUCGGACAUCAUCAUCCCGCUCGACGAGCUGCCGCCGCACGGCAUGUCGCGCGAGCGGCUGCACGCGUCCGUCCGCCUCUCGCACCGCUGGAUGGCGCGCUCGCUCCGCGCGCACCUCGCCGAGCCGCGCCAGCAGGCCAUGUACGGGGUGGUGCACGGCGGCACGGACGAGGAGCUGCGGCGCGAGUCGGCAGAGUACCUCGCCACGCUCCCUUUCGACGGCUUCGCGAUCGGCGGCUCGCUCGGCGCCGACCGCGCCGAGAUGCUCCAGCUGCUCCGCUUCCUCGUCCCGCUGCUGCCGGCCGACAAGCCGAACCACCUGCUCGGGAUCGCCGACCCGGAGUCGAGCGCGGCGGUGGUGCCGCUCGGGAUCGACACGAUGGACUCGUGCAACCCGACCCGCAUCGCGAGGCACGGCACGCUGCUCUGCACCGGCGGCGAGCUCAAGAUCAAGCAGAGCCGCUUCCUCGACGACCACGGCCCGAUCGACCCCGCCGUCGAGACGAUCAGCCACUCGCGCGCCUACCUGCACCACCUCUUCAAGCAGCACGAGCCGCUCUACAUGACCCUCGCCUCGCAGCACAACCUCAUCUUCAUGCACAAGCUGCUCGCCGACAUGCGACAGAAGAUCCUCAACGACGAGCUGUGA